GAGUCGAGUCAAGCCGAGCUGCGAUGGAGAGUGGUGAGGCAGCGAGCCUGCUAGGAGAGCAGGGCCUGGGCCGGCUGUCUCAGUUCAAGACAUACCGUCGGCGGUGGUUUCUGCUGGCCGCCGUGUGCCUACUGAACUGUUCCAACGCCAUGCUGUGGCUGACGUUUGCUCCUGUGGCUGAUAAGACAGCGGUCUACUUCCACAUUUCCCUGGAGAUGGUCAACUGGCUCUCAGUAGUGUACCUCCUCAUCUCGAUCCCAUUUGGUCUGGUGGCAACGUGGGUUCUUGACAGCUUGGGGCUCAGAUGUGCCGUGAUCCUGAGCGCGUGGCUGAACAUGAUGGGUGGCAUCAUCCGGGUUUUCAGUGUCCUGAAGUUCCUGAACUUGGGUUCCCAGAGUUACUGGUACCUAUUUACUGGGCAGUGCCUCUGUGCACUGGCACAGCCCCUUAUCAUCUUUUCACCGACAAAGCUGGCAGCACUAUGGUUUCCAGACCACCAGAGAGCAACAGCAAAUACGAUUGCAUCAAUGUCCAAUCCCUUGGGUAUUCUAAUAGCAAACGUGCUGUCACCUGCACUAGUGCCUGAAGGAAAGCGCAUCCCUUUGAUGCUGGGUGUUUAUGCCAUCCCGGCAGUAACAGCUUGUGCUCUGGCAACUGUGGGGAUUCACGAGAAGGUGCCUCCAACACCUCCUUCGGCCAGUGCCACUACCUCUACCUCCCAGCCAUUCCUCGCAGGGCUCAAAAUGCUCCUGAGAAACAAGGCGUACAUCAUCCUGGCAGUGUGCUUUGGAGGAGGAAUUGGGAUGUUCACCUGCUUUUCAGCUCUGCUAGAACAGAUCCUUUGUGAGAAGGGGUAUUCAAAUGAAUUUGCUGGCCUGAAUGGUGCACUGUUCACAAUGUGUGGUUUGUUGGGUGCAUUCCUGCUAGGCCUGUAUGUCGACCGGACAAGAAAGUUCAUAGAGUCCACCAAGGUUUGUUUCUGCUUGAGUGCACUUGCCAGCAUCGUGUUUGCAGUGACUUCUCGGUUCAGAAACCAGGCUGUCAUGCUGGCCAUCACCAGCUCGCUCUUUGGUUUCUUUGGUUUUGCCAUCUAUCCUAUUGCCAUGGAGUUGGCUGUGGAGUGUUCCUACCCUGUGGGAGAGGGUACAUCUACAGGCCUGAUUUUUGUUGCAAGCCAAAUUGAAGGUGUGAUUUUAAUGAUCCUGCUACAAGCUCUCACCGUCCGUGUUUCUGAGGAUCCGUCCUCCACCUGCACCCUUGACCAGGAUGGAGCCCUGGACUGGACAACUCCAGUUCUGGUGCUGGCUGGCCUCUGCAGUGCUAUGGCUUGUUUCUACAUCAUCUUCUUCCACACUGACUACAAGCGGCUCUGUGCUGAGACAAACAGUGGUGAUUUGGCUAAGGCAGAAGAUACAGCAACAGCAGAUGUUCCUGAAGCCUAGCCAGGCCAAAAAGGGGAUGCCAAGGGUCUAGUAAGGGAAGAACUCAGGUCUGUGGCCAGGGACCAUGACUGCAAAUGCUCUGCUGGCACACUGGGAUAUCAGGGUCCUGUUGCAUAACAGGCCAGGGCUCGGGCAGAAUCACUGGAGCACCUUUGCCGUGCUUCCCUCAAUGUUGUAUUUAUUUGUGAGUCUGGGCUGUAAGAAAGGCUGUUCUGCCAGAAAGGUCAAAGUGGAACUGGACAACUAUGCAGGUAACACAGUUAGCUGACUUGAGUGAAGGUAAAAAUAUGUUGCAGAGGAGAGGAACAUUAUAUUUCAGCCAUCUUGUUAGUUUUCAUGUACUUGGACUGUGGGGGUGGGAGGAAGCUUUCAGGGGUGGAAGCCAUACCUGUCACAGACCUGGUGGAAAACUGUUUAAGGACUGUGGUUCUUGCACAGCACAGCAACUCUUCUGCUCUGAGUUUGGAGCUAAUUAUGCCUCUGUUAAAGGGCAGUAGGAGCUAGAACAACCUUCCACUGCAGCAGGUAAGUGUAGGUAUGUGAUCUGCAAUAGAAGUCUGUUCCAAUGAGCCACUUUGUCUACUCCUAUGAACAGGAAAAGAAGAACCUUGCCUACAGUGCUGCCUGUGAAAGCAAGCAGCAGAAGGUAAAUAUGGCAGCAUUUCUCACCUUUCUGGUGUCCUGCCAGAUGCUGAGACAUUGAGGAUAAGCUUGUUCUACUUGGUUUUCUGUUCCUUCUUCACCUCUCCUGCAAUUCCAGUGGUUUAGAUUUUCCAUAAGAAGAUGAACUUGCUGGUCUAAGAUUGGGGUAGGUCACCUUUCCCGGGCAAGUCAUGCUCUCCUAUAUGGGAACACUUGAGAGGACAGCUCUCUUCUAGGGGAGUGACGGAGCAGUGCCUCGUGAGGUGGAAGCUGGCAGAAGAACUAGCAAAGGUGACCACUUGGAGAACACAGAGACCUGUCAUGUUUCUGCAGAUGAUAGGGGCUUUUGGGAGGAGACCAAGUAAGAAACAUCAUCAACAAACACCUUCCAGCUCUCUCUACAACUGACAGCUGUUCUUUAGUGUUAGAAUAGAUGGAUAGUGACAGAAAAGAUCCUAUUUGGAGUUCAGUUACCCUAACAACUGCAAUGGGUACAACUGUGUUUUUCAUUAUACAGUACUUUCACAGUGGUUCAUUGUCCUGCUUAGGUGUUCAAGUAUAGAUGUAUAACCUAACAACUUUUCACUCUGUAAUAUUAACAGAGGUUAAAAAAAAAAAAAAAUAGAUGGGACUUGGUAAUACUUCAUACCAUGCAUUUUGCGAGGGGAUCUGAGUACUUGCUGAUUAAUUGAACUUGAUGCAAAUUGGACCAGUGGCUUUGCCCAGUCCAGCUAGAAGAUAAUCCCAAAGCAAAGAAUGUACUUUCCAUGAGGAACACUGUACAGAUUGUUCUUUCAGUGCCUGAAUUCUCUUCCCCAUUAGCAACUGGAAAGCUACCCUUUGUAAAACACCUAGGUGCAUCCUUUUAGGGAGCCUGCUAGUCCCUACAGCUCAGUCUUGCUCUCACCAGUAAGCACUGUCAAAAGGAGCAGGAAGGAAGUCUGAAACUGAGGUGAAACAAGAUCAGUUUGGACUUGUUGGAGGAAUGAGGUUAGCUGUCUUUUCUGAAACUAGCUGGUCAGUUCUUCAGCCCUGGGCCUAAUACACUGAACAAAUUAACAAUAAAUUUACCUGCCACUCCUGAGUCCUACUGUACUGGGAAGCAAGAAGCACUUUGUACUUUAUAGUUUUAUAUAUUUACAAAUACUUGUUUUUAAUAAAGGGAUUUUAAUAAA
This is a messenger RNA of Pezoporus occidentalis (night parrot), 3259 nucleotides long. It is a transcript of the gene SLC49A3, whose product is annotated as solute carrier family 49 member 3. The transcript has 10 exons. The record is from RefSeq and is a predicted model, not a curated record. Gene Ontology annotation, biological process: transmembrane transport. Gene Ontology annotation, cellular component: membrane. Lineage: Eukaryota; Metazoa; Chordata; Aves; Psittaciformes; Psittacidae. The coding region runs from base 24 to 1442 and encodes 472 amino acids. Gene Ontology annotation, molecular function: transmembrane transporter activity.